CCAUAUAAUAUCGAAAUUACCUAAAUGACCGUGUCGACCAGAUCUAACACAAGUCAUCAACGCAUCACUCACAAAACUCGCAACGCAAUUCUGGUUUUGAGGGUUUUGCCGGAGAUUACCAACUCAAUACCUGUUGCCUCUGAUUUCUGAGUCCAUGGCAGGGCCAGGGAGUUCGAUGCUGUAUUCCUUUCUUCUAUUCACUGUCAUUCUCUCACUUCAAGAAGUGUAUCGGGGGAAAUUAGCAUCAACAGAAUUAUUUACCAUAGUUGGAGGGUUCAUUAGCUCUCUCCUGUUUCUUGUGCUCCUAACUUUCCUUGGAAAUUUUCAGGAAACAAUCGGUGCUAGAACUGGGUGGGGUGCCGUCAUAAUAGCAGAAGUAGUGGCUCUAAUUGCUGCAAGCACUGUCCACCGAGUUUGUAUUACAACAUGUUUCCUGUUCUCAGUUGUUUUGCUGUACGAGGUUAACAAGAUCUCGGGGGUAGCUCUCUCGAAAAGCGAAUCAAAAGUGAGAAAACACUGAGACGGCAGAAUCUUACCCAUGAUCUGGGUUAUGGAGAUUUAAUCAUGAUUUUGACUGAGCAUUCUUAAAUUGUAAACUUGUUGCAGCAUGCGUCUCUCAAAAUCACUGCACUAUAGUUUGUAGUUUUCUGCAGAGCUUAUGAUUUGGCAUAACGAAAGAGUGGUAAUUUUUGUUCUAGAUUUGAUUACCAGGAGGAAUACAGCUAAAUCUAUUACUAUGGAUUUGAUAGAUGGUGAGCCAACAAUAUAAUGAGUUAUCAAGUUCAAAUGUU
This is a messenger RNA of Prosopis cineraria, 791 nucleotides long. RefSeq lists its product as uncharacterized. The record is from RefSeq and is a predicted model, not a curated record. The transcript has 5 exons. The coding region runs from base 155 to 520 and encodes 121 amino acids. Lineage: Eukaryota; Viridiplantae; Streptophyta; Magnoliopsida; Fabales; Fabaceae.